AUGACAGCAUCUUUCAGUUAAAUUGGCUCGCCAUUGAAGCGUUGCUCUCUGUUACAGAGCGGGCCACGAGGAGACCGCGUGGAGUGCGAGAGCGAGUUUCGCAAUCGGUGGCCUUGCGCUUUGCCGCGCGAUUGGGAUGGUCCAAGCGCCAUCGAGGUGUUUUAAUGGCGGCGCGGUUGCGCGCACGUGCGGGAGCUGAUGAUGCAAGAGCUGCGUCCUUCUAUCUGGCGCGUUUCGCGUGCUCCUCUCCCCAUGAACGCAUACGCGCGUUUACAUCGGGAGAGGACUUAAUAGUUUGUCGGUUUAGCCUCAACCAACCAGCUGUCACCGUUUACAAGGUGCGAUUUUCAAAAUGUGCCACCCCUGUUCGGGCCGCUCGCUUUACGUUUCAGAAUGUGCUGCAUUGCAAGUCUGGACUGCGGGAAAUCGCCCGUGCGAACGACGCUUUCGUGGCCUUGACUGCGCAAGGCGUGUGGACCGUACCACUAGGCGAAGUGAGUGCCAGGACUUUCCUGCUUGGGCCAAUCUCGGCUUGUGGGCUUCCAUGGGGCGGCCUCGUGGCUGCAUACAAUGUGUGUCCAGGGUCUUGGGAGUUGCUUGUCAAUGGCAAGGGACCGCCCAUAUGCCGCGUCACAUGCAGCACGCAGCAUCAUUUGCGUUCACCAGACGCAGGUCCAGUGCUGUGGUGUGCAAGACUUCUGGAAAGUCAACACCACACGAGGGAUGACUGUUCAACACCUGGAAGCUCUCUCUUUUUGUCGAAGCACCUCACGCGGCUUCUGGGCUUGAAGCCGAGUGACCUCCCCAGUCAGUCAACAGAUGCAGAGCAGCGAGGGUCCUGCGUACUGCUGUUGGGUUUACCUGAUGGCCGUGUUCUAGGCACGCUGUUGCAUUCUGACCGCCCUCAUGAAUCAUGUAGGGCCCGUCUGGUUUGUGACUUGGGCCAGCCAGUGACUGCCAUCUCUUGCUGGCAGCCUGAACAUCUCGAGAACAAAGACAUGGAGGUGCUUAUCAUUGGUGCCAGGGGCAAAGUGCUGAGCAGCUGCAGUGGAACCUGGCUGGAGGCCUGGACACCUAAUAUUCUCGAGGAAGCGCACGAUUUCUGCUUGAAUGGAGCGCUUAUCCAUUGGCUGCACAAGGGAACACCCUGGGAGGCCCACGUGGCCAUCAGGCAGCAGUCACCACAAGAGGCUGCAUUCCUUCAGGUUGAAGCAGGACCACUGCCUCUGGGAAAGGCUCUGUCGAUUCAGAGCCUCACAUCCUCAGUCUUGACCAAGCUUCACGCUAAAGCAAAUACCAAUCAGAGCGAGCUGAACCAGGAUUCCUCUGGGCUCCUGAUCCUGGAUGGCUGUGGAGGCGUGCGCCUGGUGUCACCCCUGCCUCCACAACGCCUUUCGCUGCAGGGUCUGCACCCACACCCAAUCAUGCAGGCCAAGAACGAGCUUCUGUUUGUCCAGGCUGCUUUGCAACAACUGCGGCAGCUCCAACAUCGCUCAAUAACAGUCACUGCUGAGCGUGAAGAUGGGCGCUUGGUAGCCACUUUUCCAGAUUCUGGGGCCUCAAACUGGAUUCAUGUUGCCAGCUUCGAUGUUGGCGAUCGCACCAUUUGCCGGUCUGCUGCUGCUUCUCUAGCAACAGGAAGGCCCUUGAAGAUAAGUGUCAAAUGUGACACAGCUGCAGUGGCCACCAUGGCAUUGGUGCUACCGUCUAGGGAAGCCACUGGAAAACCAGUGCUAACUUUGCUCAAGACAACAGUGCUUCCGUCGCAAACCUGUCUCAAUGAAGGGCCUGCACAGAAGACAGCUGUGCUAACUGUGGCAAGUCACUUAGUUUCCAGUGUUGCCGGUGGUGCCAACAGGUUUACAGAACGCCUUGGACUCCAAGCAUGGCCGGCCCAUUUGGAGUCUCUGGGUCAAGGCGUCUCGUCGUUAGAGCUUGAGCUGCCCGGGGGCCACUGUUGGCCAGCACUGAGAGCAGAGACGUUGCUACGCAUGCUCGACGUGGUCAAAGACCACGGCGACAACAGAGCCAUACCAGACGUGAAAGUCGGGGAGAGAGUUGACGCGGCGUGUCGAGAAGUUGAGCGGCUGCUCUCCGCGGGCGACACCCUGGAAGCGUACAAGCGCCUGGAGAACACGUCUGGGGAUGGCAUUUCCCGUUGCUUAGAUGCCGUCUUUGCAUAAGCAAGGAAGCUGCAGGCGUUCCAUCAGCGUCUUGCGUACUGGAAUAUGCUCACACAGCGCAGCAGGAUCUCUCAGCACUGCAACUGGUAGCUGCAAAAGAUGUGUAAUAGGAUCAUUACGAAAAUGUGCUUUGUGUGCAUGCCGACAUGGAAUUCACACAAUCCAAUCGCACUAUGAAUGCAUGCUUCGGCAAAAACAUUUCAGCAAGCAUGCUUGUGGAAGAAUGUAUUGAUGUUUAGUUCGUGUUUUUUUUUUAACAGCUCCAGAUGAUGUGCCUUGAUGAGUGAAUGAGGCCGUUUGGGAAUUCACUAUGUACAGGUGUACAAAAUUACCUCAAAUAAACAAUUCUGUACUUUG
This is a messenger RNA of Rhipicephalus sanguineus (brown dog tick), 2540 nucleotides long. RefSeq lists its product as uncharacterized. The record is from RefSeq and is a predicted model, not a curated record. NCBI's taxonomy places the organism in Eukaryota, Metazoa, Arthropoda, Arachnida, Ixodida, Ixodidae. The transcript is spliced from 11 exons. The coding region runs from base 165 to 2183 and encodes 672 amino acids.